This is a messenger RNA of Trichomycterus rosablanca, 5969 nucleotides long. It is a transcript of the gene ank2a, whose product is annotated as ankyrin 2a, neuronal. Gene Ontology annotation, molecular function: protein binding. The record is from RefSeq and is a predicted model, not a curated record. Gene Ontology annotation, biological process: signal transduction. Lineage: Eukaryota; Metazoa; Chordata; Actinopteri; Siluriformes; Trichomycteridae. The transcript is spliced from 45 exons. Bases 182 to 5563 code for a protein of 1793 amino acids.
AACAUCAAAGGGAGGACAGAGGAGAGACGGACACAGCGCGCGCUCCAGUGCAUAUGUUUAUACUGCAUACCGGGAUGCGGCUCCGGGACCGAGACCAGCAAGCGCACAUCUGAACAGCGUCUAAUACGGUUUUGGAUUGCAGGAGCGUUUGGUCUGAUCUGAUCUGUGCUGAGUAGGGUGGAUGAUCAUGGCCUCCUCGAGCAGCACCUCACCGGAGGGAGGAUCCCCGCCGCAGCACGGCCGCGUGCGCCAGUCGGAUAGUAACACCAGCUUCCUGAGAGCAGCAAGAGCUGGAAACAUUGAUAAAGUUCUGGAGCUGCUGAAAGGAGGACAAGACAUCUCUACCUGUAACCAGAAUGGACUAAAUGCUCUCCAUCUUGCUGCCAAAGAAGGUCAUGUGGAGAUGGUGGAGGAGCUGCUGGAGAGAGGAGCAGCAGUCAACUCUUCUACAAAGAAAGGAAACACGGCUCUUCACAUUGCCUCAUUGGCUGGCCAGAAGGAAGUGGCAAAGUUGCUGGUGAAAAGAGGAGCAGACGUCAAUGCCCAAUCACAAAAUGGCUUUUCUCCACUUUACAUGGCUGCUCAAGAGAAUCACCUGGAUGUAGUACAUUACCUGCUGGAGAACGGAGGAAACCAGAGCACCGCCACUGAGGACGGUUUCACACCGUUGGCGAUUGCCCUGCAGCAGGGUCACAAUCAGGUGGUUUCUCUGUUACUGGAGAAUGACACAAAAGGGAAGGUGCGUCUCCCAGCGCUACACAUUGCUGCCCGCAAAGAUGAUACAAAAUCUGCAGCAUUGUUGCUUCAGAACGACCACAACGCUGAUGUCCAAUCCAAGAUGAUGGUCAACAGGACAACAGAGAGUGGAUUUACUCCUCUCCACAUCGCUGCUCAUUACGGAAACGUUAACGUUUCUACGCUGCUGCUGAACCGCGGUGCUGCCGUCGACUUCACCGCCAGGAACGGUAUCACCCCUCUGCAUGUGGCCUCUAAAAGGGGCAAUACCAAAAUGGUGGAGCUGCUGCUGGAUAGAGGGGCGCUGAUCGACGCUAAAACCAGGGAUGGACUGACUCCACUACACUGUGCAGCUAGAAGUGGACAUGAUGCAGCUGUGGAACUGCUGUUAGAGAAGGGAGCUCCUAUACUGGCUCGAACCAAGAACGGACUGUCUCCAGUGCACAUGUCGGCGCAGGGUGAUCACGUCGACUGUGUGAAGCACCUUCUGCAGUACAAGGCACCGGUCGAUGAUGUCACUCUUGAUUACCUGACCGCUCUGCAUGUCUCCGCCCACUGUGGCCACUACAGAGUCACUAAACUGCUGCUGGAUAAGAGAGCCAAUCCCAAUGCUCGAGCACUGAAUGGAUUCACUCCACUGCACAUCGCCUGUAAGAAGAACAGAGUGAAAGUAAUGGAGCUGCUGGUGAAAUAUGGAGCCUCCAUCCAGGCCAUCACAGAGUCGGGUCUUACACCCAUCCAUGUGGCAGCGUUUAUGGGACACCUGAACAUUGUUCUCCUGCUGCUGCAGAACGGAGCCUCACCAGACAUCUGCAACAUCCGAGGAGAAACAGCCCUGCACAUGUCGGCGAGGGCGGGGCAGAUGGAGGUGGUGCGCUGUCUGCUAAGGAAUGGAGCUCGCGUGGAUGCUACAGCAAGAGAGGAUCAGACACCACUUCAUAUCGCCGCCCGCUUGGGUCACGCUGAUAUCGUUCAGCUGUUGCUGCAGCACAUGGCCGAUCCUGAUGCUUCCACCACCAACGGAUACACACCGAUGCACAUCGCCGCCAGAGAGGGACACACCCACAUCGUCUCAGUGCUGCUGGAGGCUGGAGCCACCCACUCACUGAUGACCAAGAAAGGGUUUACUCCGCUACAUGUAACUGCAAAGUAUGGAAGUCUGGAGGUGGCCAAACUGCUGCUACAACGCAGAGCUCUGCCUGAUGAACAAGCCAAGGAUGGUUUGACUCCUCUUCAUAUUGCAGUUCAUUAUGACAACCAGCAGGUGGCGUUACUGCUACUGGAGAAAGGCGCAUCACCUCACAGCACAGCCAAGAAUGGAUACACCCCUCUCCACAUUGCAGCUAGGAAGAACGAGCUACAGGUAGCGCGUGUGUUGCUGCAGAAAGGGGCAGACGCCGGAGCAGUGACACGACAGGUUAUGACCCCGUUACAUCUUGCCGCACAGGAAGGACACGACAACAUGGCCGCCCUGUUGCUGGAGCAUGGUGCUAAUUCUAAUGCAAAUGCUAAAAGCGGACUCUGUCCACUUCACCUCGCUGCUCAGGAGGACAGAGUCAGUGUUGCUGAAAUCCUCAAUAAAUACGGAGCCAAUUUGGAUCACCAGACCAAGCUGGGUUACACCCCUUUGAUUGUAGCCUGCCACUACGGCAAUGUGAAGAUGGUGAACUUCCUGUUGCAACACGGUGCAGGUGUCAAUUCCAAAACCAAAAAUGGCUACACACCACUUCACCAAGCAGCUCAGCAGGGAAACACACACAUCAUCAACGUCCUGCUCCAACACGGGGCCAAACCCAACACUGUUACCAUGAACGGGAACACGGCUCUCUCCAUCGCCAAGCGCCUGGGCUACAUCUCUGUCGUGGAUACACUGAAGGUCGUUACUGAGGAGGUCAUCACCAUGACAACGACGGUGACAGAGAAGCACAAGCUGAACGUUCCUGAGACCAUGACUGAGGUUCUGGAUGUUUCCGAUGAGGAGGGUGAGGACACGAUGACUGGUGAUGGAGGGGAGUACCUGAGAGCCGAGGAUCUAAGAGAACUGGGGGAUGAUUCUCUAACGGGACAGUACCUAGAUGGCAUGAGCUAUUUUAGCCACAACCUGGACAGGGCUCCACCUCAUUAUCAAAGAGAGGGAGUUCUGAUAGAAGAUAUCAUCUCCAGUCAUCAGGUGUCCAGUCUUUCCAGAGUGUGUGAGAAGGACUCGUACCGGCUCAGCUGGGGCGCAGAACAUCUGGAUAACGUUGUGCUGACUAACACACUUCUGCAGUCUGGGUACACACACACACAUACACAUAAAGCAUACAAUAAUUCAUUAAACCCUUAUGAAUAUGUAUAUGUUAAUCAGCUCUCUCCCUCUCAACCAAUCAGAUUCCUGGUCAGUUUUAUGGUGGAUGCAAGGGGCGGGGCAAUGCGCGGCUGCCGUCACAACGGCCUGCGCAUCAUCGUUCCCCCAAGGAAGUGCUCAGCUCCGACCCGUGUGACCUGCAGACUGGUAAAGAGACACCGAGUGGCCACCAUGCCCCUAGUAGAGGGAGACGCGAUCACAGGGCGCAUUAUAGAGCUCGGACCAACUGGGUCGCCGUUCCUCGGGAAGUUGCACCUGCCCACAGCUCCGCCCCCUCUUAACGAGGGAGAGAGUCUGGUGAGCAGAAUCCUGCAGCUCGGCCCACCUGGAACCAAAUUCCUUGGGCCAGUGAUAGUGGAGAUUCCUCACUUUGCUGCGUUGCGUGGUUCGGAGAGAGAGCUGGUCAUACUGCGCAGUGAGACUGGAGAGAGCUGGAGAGAACAUCACUGUGAGCACACUGAAGAGGAACUCAACCAGAUCCUCAAUGGCAUGGACGAGGAGCUGGACUCACCUGAGGAGUUAAAGAAGAAGCGAAUUUGCCGCAUUAUCACACGGGAUUUCCCACAGUUCUUUGCGGUGGUGUCUCGGGUUCGGCAGGACAGUCACCUGAUCGGUCCGGAGGGAGGCGUGCUUAGCAGCUCGUUGGUUCCUCAGGUGCAGGCCGUGUUUCCUGAAGGAGCUCUGACCAAGAGGAUCCGCGUCGGACUUCAGGCUCAGCCAGUAGAAGACGAUGUCAUGAAGAGGGUUCUCGGAAACAAAGCUACGUUAAGCCCCAUCGUUACCCUGGAACCUAGGAGACGCAAAUUCCACAAACCCAUCACCAUGACCAUCCCCAUUCCAAAAAGCUCCACCAACCAGGUGAACAGCGGCACGUUUGGAGAUACCCCAACUCUGCGGCUACUAUGCAGCAUCACAGGUGGGACCACCCCAGCGCAGUGGGAGGAUAUUACAGGUUCCACUCCUCUCACCUUCAUUAAUCAGUGUGUCUCCUUUACGACCAACGUCUCCGCAAGGUUUUGGUUGAUAGACUGCAGACAGGCUCAGGAGUCAGUGGGGUUCUGCACUCAGCUCUACAGAGAGAUCAUAUGUGUUCCAUACAUGGCGAAAUUUGUGAUCUUUGCGAAGACGCUAGAUCCUAUUGAGGCACGACUGCGCUGCUUCUGCAUGACUGACGACAAGAUGGAUAAGACGCUAGAACAGCAGGAGAACUUCACUGAGGUGGCGCGUAGCCGUGACGUCGAGGUUCUGGAAGGAAAGCCCAUAUAUGCAGAUUGUUUUGGAAACCUGGUUCCUCUGACUAAAAGUGGGCAGCACCACGUGUUCAGCUUCUAUGCUUUCAAAGAGAAUCGACUGGCUCUCUUUAUUAAGAUCCGUGACAGCGCCCAGGAGCCUUGUGGUCGACUGUCAUUUACUAAAGAACCGAGGACCUACCGCAGCCUGAACCACAAAGCCAUCUGUAACCUUAACAUCCUACUUCCGGUAUAUUCUAAGGAAUCUGAUUCAGAUCAAGAUCCUGAUGAGGAGAGUGAAAAGACACACGACAAAUUGGACUGGAAUGAUGAUGCUGAUCGUAAAGAAGAGAUUUUAUCCAUUAUUGCUGAUCUUCUUGGUUUCAGCUGGGCAGAGUUAGCUAAGGAGCUGGAGUUCAGUGAGGCUGAGGUGCAGCAGGUCCGAUCUGAGAACCCAAAUUCACUGCAGGAACAGAGUAACGCUCUCUUACAGCGCUGGGUAGAACGGGAAGGCAAGCAUGGCACAGAGGACUCUUUAAUAAAGAAGCUGACGAAGAUAAACCGUAUGGACAUCGUUCACCUGAUCAACACUCAGCUUAACAAUUCAGUGCAGGAACAAACAUCUAGAACGUAUGCUGAGAUCGAGAAAACACUUGACCACAGUGAAGCUCUGUCCUCGGUACAAGAGGAUGCCGCCAGUCCAAGAAUGGUGAGGAGGACGGAGACAUCUCAAAGACACCCGCCCGCCGUAUCAGAGGAGGAUCUCUCGGUGGCCUCGCUGCUCGACGUUCCAUCCUGGUCUGAGCCUGGAGGCCAUGCCCACUCUGAGAGUUACCAUGGAGACAUGCUGGAGGAACUGGAGAUCACAAGAGAUGUGUGUGUAAUUCAGGAAGUUCAAACUGAAUCUACUGAGCUUUUAGAGGAAAAAGCUGAUGGAGGUAAUGAUGCAGCUACAGAAUUUAAGAGGGAGCAGUACACGGAUGAACAGGGAAAUAUGGUCAUCACUAAGGUAAUGAGAAGGUGCCUGUCAGCUGAUGGUGCCACAGAUGGACACGCCCACAUUACAACAGUGAAGAGAACAGUGGUGAAGAGUGAAGGAGACGAGACCGAAGUGACGUUCUCUGAGCAUCAUGAGAUUCGAGAGGUCAGUGAGACUGUAGUGAUGUCAGAAAGAGUAGAGGAACAGCAUGAAGAAACUCACCUGGACUUUGCUCACCAUGCCAUCACAGAGGUUGAGGAAGAGGAACACUAAAUCUAUAGUGCACAUUCCCAUGUGGACGUAGCAAAUGCUGCUGUGACGAUGACCAGUGGAAUCACCAUAACGAUGACCUACCGCAUCAUGUCUGCUGCUUGAUUCAGAUGCAUUUACCAGAAUGCUUAAGCAAUCCUAAAAUCCACCUCUUUCUCCUUUAUUACUUCCUGUCACAUGUCUUCCUGUUUAUCGUUUGGUCGUGCUUCUUGUUGUGACCAAAGAGACUCACUGUGUUUAUAUUAUUUAUCUAAAAAAAAAAAGGAAGAUAAUACGAGAGCACUAAAAUGAUUAUCUUAACUACGCUAAGCUAAGCUACUGCAGUGCUAGUCUUCUAGUGUAAUGUCAACCAACUAACCACAAUCAGUACUACAUUUUAUGGCACUAUUUGCUAGCUAGUUAUAUUCAG